Molecule: messenger RNA, 591 nt
Organism: Lachancea nothofagi CBS 11611
Lineage: Eukaryota; Fungi; Ascomycota; Saccharomycetes; Saccharomycetales; Saccharomycetaceae
Source: the annotation of a GenBank genome assembly
AUGUCGAUACCAAGUUCACUCACUGUGGUUGAGUACGCCCUCCCGCCAUUUGAGGAAGAGCUCAAAACUUAUAUAUGUGAAUGCGAAAGCUGCCGAGCAUGUGGAAAAAUCCAUUUUCUAAUUCCACGGCUCUUUUUUGGUGGGUUCAUUUUUCCCAUUUGCUGGGUUCUGCAUCUUGUACUAUUUAUUUACACCUGCUACAUAAUGGCACAUGAGAUCCAAUUUCCGCGAAUUUUGGACGAGGAUCUUCCAACAUUGUUCGAGCUUGAGAUGCACCAUAAAUGCGUCUCGAGGCCGCCUACAUUCUCUUCAGCAGCAGAAAACGACACACACCAAGCUUCCACUAAUAACGCCCAAUUUCAAACAGCAAAUGAACCAUGUCCCAAGACCAGUAUGGCUCCUAUCGAUCAAUUUUUAGCAGGCGCCAGGCUCGAAUAUCUCUCUGACGUCUCGAGCGAUGUCACAUCCUCCCAUGCAGAAAGUUCGAAAUAUUAUCGCAUUUGGGCAAUCCGAACCGUAGGCGCAUUACUAUGCUAUAUUUUGUUGGUCAUAUUUGUUAUUUUGACGCUACGGAAUAGUCAUAAUGUCUAG